Molecule: messenger RNA, 372 nt
Organism: Emiliania huxleyi CCMP1516
Lineage: Eukaryota; Haptophyta; Isochrysidales; Noelaerhabdaceae
Exons: 2
Coding region: 1-372 (123 amino acids)
Source: RefSeq, a predicted model, not a curated record
AUGCCACAUAAGGUCAAACUCGACCCCACAAGCAUCAAGAACCCGAUGCUCCAGCUCGACUGUGCCGGCACACUGCCUCCUCGCGCCUGCUGCCAGCAGCCGUCGCGGCCCGUGGUGCACCAGAGAGAGAGGUCGACACGUUGCCCCCGCCGGCGAGUCCGCGCGGCUCAGGCCGGCCAGAAGAAGAGCUCGCUGAACGCGAGCAGCAGAUGGCCAAGUGUACCAGCUCGAGAGCCUCGCGAGCGGGCGCAGAAGGAGCUCGCCGUGACACGAUGCCGGGCGGUGGUGGUGCUCUGGCGACUGUGCACAGUGGGCAAAGUCAGGCUGCAACAGGGCAGCACGAUGGUAGUGCCCUGCUGCAGCCUGGCCUGA